Molecule: messenger RNA, 2618 nt
Organism: Nicotiana tabacum (common tobacco)
Lineage: Eukaryota; Viridiplantae; Streptophyta; Magnoliopsida; Solanales; Solanaceae
Product: pentatricopeptide repeat-containing protein At1g51965, mitochondrial-like
Molecular function (GO): protein binding
Source: RefSeq, a predicted model, not a curated record
UAAUUAUUUUGGCGAGUGGCCAAAUGUGUAACUUCAACAUAUGUCAAUUGAAAGGCAUCGGCCUAAUGGGCCGUUAGGUAAGAGGGUAGUUGAAUGAGCUCCUAUGCUGGGUCACUCUAAUCUUCCUCUGUGUCCAAAUUGAACAUAACAAAGUCCAUGAAACUCCGGCAUCCCUGCUACCGGCUCCGGCAUCCCUGCUACCGGCUCCGGCGGACAUUCCGGCAGCAGUUCCGAUGCUUCGGCACCAAAUACAGCGGCAGAGUGGUAGUCGAAGCCGAAGAUGGCCGUUCCUUCGCCGUCGAAGUCGAUGCUCCAACUCUCCAAGCAGACUCCAGAGGCUAUGCUCUCCCCCGCCGUGACCUAAUCUGUAAAAUCUCCCAAAUUCUAAAAUCACCUCCGUCCCCUUCAUCCGAUCCAUUCCUUGACCUAUCCGACUACCUGGACACAUUAACCUUAACUCUAACUCCCUCGGAAGCUUCCGAAAUCCUCAAAAACCUCAAAUCCCCAACCUUAGCUCUUCGUUUCUUCCGAUUUUGCCCCUCUGAAAUCCCUAAAUUUCGCCAUGACUGUUUCACUUACAACCGUAUACUUCUCAUCCUCUCCAAGUCUUCUCUACCGAACCGGCUCGAUUGCGUACGCGAAAUUAUCGAUGAAAUGGAACGGUCUGGUAUAAGUGGAAACAUCUCCACCGUUAAUCUUCUCAUUGGAAUAUUCGGAGACGGCCAACAAGGGAAUGGACUUAAUGAGCUGACCAGGUGUUUGGAGUUGGUUAAAAAAUGGGAUUUGAGGUUGAAUUGUUACAGUUAUAAGUGUAUGUUACAAGCUUAUAUUAGAUUGAGCAAUUCAGAUAAGGCUUUAGAAGUUUACCAAGAAAUGAGGAGGCGUGGCUAUAGAUUGGAUAUAUUUGCGUACAACAUGCUUCUUGAUGCUCUUGCUAGGGACCAAAAGGUUGAUCAGGCCUACAAGGUUUUUGAGGACAUGAAGAAGUGGCACUGCGAACCAGAUGAAUAUACAUAUACCAUUCUGAUCAGAAUGACUGGGAAAUUAGGGAAGCCUGGCGAAUCACUGUCUUUCUUUCAGGAAAUGCUGUCGAAGGGCAUAUCACCGAAUUUAAUGGCUUAUAAUACUAUGAUCGAAGCUCUUGCCAAAGGCCGAAUGGUUGAUAAGACUAUCUUUGUCUUCUCUAAGAUGGUGGGGAAUAGUUGCCGUCCAAAUGAAUUUACCUACAGUAUUAUUUUAAAUGUAUUGGCUGCAGAAGGGCAACUUGGAAGACUUGAUGAAGUUGUGGAAAUAUCUAAGAGAUACAUGAAUAAACCAAUAUAUGCAUAUCUUGUUAGAACAUUGAGUAAACUAGGCCAUGCAAACGAAGCUCACAGGCUCUUUUGCAAUAUGUGGAGCUUCCAUGAUGGAGGAGAUCGUGAUGCUUUCUUAUCCAUGUUAGAGAGCUUAUGCAACAGUAAGAAAGUAACUGAGGCUAUUGACUUGCUGAAUAAGAUGAAUGAAAAGGGAGUAAAAACAGAUACCUUCAUGUAUAAUACUGUGUGCGCUGCUAUUGGGAAAUUAAAGCAGAUUUCUCAUCUUCAUGAUCUCUAUGAGAAGAUGAAACUGGAUGGCCCUUCACCAGACAUAUUUACUUAUAACAUUUUGAUCUCUAGCUUUGGUAGAGCAGGACAGGUUGAGGAAGCUCUCAAGAUUUUUGAAGAACUUGAGAAUAGCAAUUGUAAACCUGAUAUUGUCUCCUAUAACUCCUUAAUAAAUUGUCUGGGGAAGAAUGGUGACAUUGAUGAAGCGCACGUGAAAUUCAUUGAGAUGCAGGAAAAGGGCUUGAAUCCUGAUGUUGUAACAUAUAGUACUCUCAUUGAAUGCUUUGGGAAGACAGAAAAAGUUGAGAUGGCAUAUCGCCUCUUUGAUGAAAUGCUUGCAGCUGGUUGUUAUCCUAACAUAGUGACAUACAAUAUCCUACUUGACUGUCUGGAGAGAAGUGGGAGAACUUCAGAAGCUGUUAGUUUAUAUGCAAAAUUGAAAGAACAGGGUUUGACAGCUGAUUCAAUCACAUAUACCAUCCUUGAACGUUUACAAAGCGGUUCACAUAGAACAACUAGAGUUCGCAGACAACAUCCAAUCACCGGUUGGGUGGUUAGCCCAUUAAGGUGAUAGGAAACAGGGACGGGAUUAAGCUACUCAUGGUUGUACGCUUUAAUGAUUUACCGCUCAGUUGUGCUAUCUCCUAGACCAAAGCAUGGUGCUAAAGCGACAUUAAAUUGAAUUUAUAUCGAGGACAAGUUGGCAUUUAUAACUCUGAUGAUUAUGAAUUAAGCUGCUGCCUUGAAGACCGAUCAGCUGUAGAAGACAUGAAUCUUUUGUAUGUGGAAGUAGUUCCAAAUCUGAUCUUUUGGUCUGUAUAUUGGUGCAUAUUUACAAAAUGCACCUUGGUGAAAUGGUUACUUCUACAGUUAUUUUAAUGUUCAAAAUUCUCUUUGGCUGUGGAAACCAUUCUAGAUGAAACAUAUAGAUGCCUUGCUUUAGAGAUUUGAGUGUGGAAGCAUGAUAUUGUACUAACCAUCUGUGUUGACAGUUUGGGUGAAAAGUGAAUAGAAGACAGUAAGAAGUUGGGCCAA